AUGGCUCCUGCACAUCCUCCCGAGAACUGGGGAACCCCGCUUGGAAGGUCCAGGAGCCAAGGCUGGACCAGGGCCGAGCGGCUGGACGAUGCUCUACCAGAGCGCUAUUCCGAUUACGAGGAAAUCUUUCUGAAGGGCAUCUUCCCGUGGACCCACGAUAUCGAGCCGGUGGGGAACCCAGUCUCCAGCCGAGCACUCUUUCAGAAGGAUCCCAGGCCAGUCAGUGUUGUUCUAGAGGCGCAGCUAACCUCUCCCAAGACACCACUGCCUGAAGUGCAACACUGGGAUGUGCUUGGCGGGCCUACCCUUGACAUCGACAACACAUAUUACCUGCUGGCUCUCAUGAGCCACACGCCGACACACUUGCCGGUAAACUACAGCCCAGCACCGCCAUCCGCACCAGUGCAGGCUGCUGCGGCUGCUCUGCAGACUUUUCCCAGCUCCCACUGGAGCUUCCCGCAGCCGGCACCCUCUGUCACGCUGCCACCCGCCGCGCAGCUGAAGGCUCACGGCCCGACCACGCCUGCAUACGCCAUGACCGCUGGUGCCAAGGGGCCGGGCAUCAUGAAGCCGCGGGCUCCAAGGAAGAAGGCGGCGGAGAAGCUGACAGCAGCUAGCAAGGGGGUGGCGAAGAAGUCCAACUUCAAGGGCGUGACCUGGCACAGUUACAACCGCCGCUGGCGCAGCAGCCUCCCAAUCGGCAACAAUUCGAGUCCGCACAUCCGCUACGCCUCCACUGAGCUGGAGGCAGCCCGAGACUAUGAUGAGCUGGUCAUCGCCAUCAAGGGCCCAGAGGAGUUCACCAACUUCCAGCGUGACACCUACCCGGUCAGACACCCUGAACCUCCCUGGAAAAUCCCCCUUUCACUGUCAAAGCCCCUUGCCACGGUGGUUGCAGUGAUAUUGUCAGUGUUAGUGGCGGCUGCGGCGGCUGUCUUCGUAUAUUAA
This is a messenger RNA of Coccomyxa subellipsoidea C-169, 948 nucleotides long. RefSeq lists its product as hypothetical. Lineage: Eukaryota; Viridiplantae; Chlorophyta; Trebouxiophyceae; Coccomyxaceae. Gene Ontology annotation, biological process: regulation of DNA-templated transcription. Gene Ontology annotation, molecular function: DNA-binding transcription factor activity; DNA binding. The record is from RefSeq and is a predicted model, not a curated record. Bases 1 to 948 code for a protein of 315 amino acids. The transcript is spliced from 6 exons.